AUGGGGUUGCACAUGGUGGCUGUGGCCAAGUUUCACUUCAUAGUUUCCAGACACAGCAUAAGCCCAGUGGUGGCUUGGACCGUUUGUCCUCUAGCGCUCAAACUCUUCAUGGGCCUUGGGGUGCUCCGAGACGAAGCUGUUUAUUCAACCAGGUUGUUCUUCUUCAGAUUGGCUCAGAUUCUGUUCAACAGGGAAAUACCAUUUGCUCAUGGCACAAGGUUGGGCCGAGCCUUCCGAUUAGUAUUCCAAACACUUCACAACAACAACAACGACAAUUCUACGACAACACCGGAAGAACAACUCAACCAGGAAACCUUCAACACUCUCUUAUCGCUCACACUGUAG
This is a messenger RNA of Sphenostylis stenocarpa, 345 nucleotides long. Lineage: Eukaryota; Viridiplantae; Streptophyta; Magnoliopsida; Fabales; Fabaceae. The record is from the annotation of a GenBank genome assembly.